GAGGCCGCCCGGGCGUCGGCGCUACGCUCUCGGCUGCGAUGAGCUCGGACGCUGCGAUGAGCUCGGACGCUGCGAUGAGCUCGGACGCUGCGAUGAGCUCGGACGCUGCACUUCGCCGGGCUCGCGGUCCAGGUAAAGAACAAAACAUGACCGAAAUAGACGCCUUCCCUAGGAGAGAAAUAUUUGAUCCAACUGAAAAGUACAAAAUGGACCACAAGAGGAGAGGAAUUGCGUUAAUCUUCAAUCAUGAGAGGUUCUUCUGGCACUUAACCCUGCCAAACAGGCCGGGCACCAGUGCCGACAGAGACAAUCUUAGGCGCAGGUUUUCAGAUCUAGGAUUUGAAGUAAAAUGUUUUGAUGAUCUUAGAGCAGAAGAACUAUUGCUCAAAAUUCAUGAGGCAUCAACUGCUAGCCACGUAGAUGCAGAUUGCUUUUUGUGUGUUUUCCUGAGUCACGGUGAAGGCAACCACAUCUACGCAUAUGAUGCCAAAAUUGAAAUUCAGACGUUAACAGGCUUGUUCAAAGGAGACAAGUGUCAGAGCCUGGUUGGAAAACCCAAGAUAUUUAUCAUUCAGGCGUGUCGGGGCAGCCAGCAUGACGUGCCGGUCAUCCCUCUGGAUGCAGUUGAUCAUGGGGCAGACAUGCUGGGUGCCAACGUGACCCAGGUGGACGCAGCCUCAGUUUAUACACUUCCUGCUGGAGCCGACUUCCUCAUGUGCUACUCCGUGGCAGAAGGUUAUUAUUCUCAUCGGGAAACUGUGAAUGGUUCAUGGUAUAUUCAAGAUUUGUGUGAGAUGCUGGGGAAAUUCGGCUCCUCUUUGGAGUUCACAGAACUCCUCACUCUGGUGAACAGGAAGGUUUCUCAGCGCCGAGUAGACUUUUGCAGAGACCCAAGUGCUAUUGGAAAGAAGCAGGUUCCCUGCUUUGCCUCAAUGCUAACUAAAAAGCUGCACUUCUCUCCAAAAUCUAAAUGAUAGGUGCUAUUUUGUUUUAUGUAUUCAAAAUAGAUUUUCUCUUUUCAUAUAAAGAAGUAUCACUUGGUUGAAGCAAUCUAAAUGGUACAGCAAUUUUAAAUGUUUUAAGCUUUAAUAACUUAAAAUAGUUCAUAUUGGACAUGGUGAAGGGUUUUGAUAUAUGGAGAAAUGAAAUCCUCAGGGAAUUCCUACAGAUAAAAAUCCACAAGCAUUUGUAAUACUAGACUUUCGUAGUAAAUUGCAAGUUUACUCAA
Molecule: messenger RNA, 1228 nt
Organism: Budorcas taxicolor (takin)
Lineage: Eukaryota; Metazoa; Chordata; Mammalia; Artiodactyla; Bovidae
Gene: CASP6
Product: caspase 6
Exons: 7
Coding region: 39-974 (311 amino acids)
Biological process (GO): apoptotic process; proteolysis
Cellular component (GO): cytoplasm
Source: RefSeq, a predicted model, not a curated record